UUGUAAACUCGGCUGAAAAGGUGGAGGGCCCGGGGACGCGAGGAGCCAAGGAGUCGGUGAACGACUCGAAGGACGAAGACGGAUCGGACGUCGCUUCGACUCUGAGCGGCCUGCUCGCAGGUCUUCCGACCUUGGCGGGCCCCCAACGCCUCGCCAAUUCCCUCAGACAGAAGUUCGCCAGCAACUCCGAGGGAUGGCGAGACUCGGUGUUGGGGGCCCCGCGUCGUUUAUUGGUGACUCUCGGCAGUCUCUCCAGGGACAACUCGCCGUGUCCUGCCACGGUGCCGUCGAAAGAAAUUGUGGUGAACCCCGCCGUCAACUACGGAUCAUUCAAUAAGAAGGAGGAGGCUCUACCGAGUCUUCCGGUUCCGGACCUCGAGACGACCUUGCAGAAAUACUUGGCGCAGGUCGAAGCCAUCACGCCGAACCACCUGGAGAAGACUCGCAGUUUGGUACGAGCCUUCCUCUCGGGUCCUGGACCGAAACUCCAACAACGUCUCUUGGAACGUAGGCAGAAGAUGACCAACUGGGCGACUGAAUGGUGGCUAAAUGACAUGUACAUGUCCGUCCCGCUGGCCCUGCCAAUUAACAGCAACCCGGGCUUGGCCGCGAAACCGAAGAGAUUUGCGAACCAGCAGGAGGCCGCGGUGUUCCUCGCGCGAUUUCUCACCGAGCUACUUAAUUAUCAGGAAUUGCUGGACAGAUCCGGAUUGGAGGUGGAACGUGUGAAAUCCAAGGACGGCAAGUCCAUGCAACCGCUCUGCAUGGCGCAACAUUACCAAAUGUUUCGGAUUUAUCGUCGGCCCGGUGUAAACAACGAUGAGCAGAUUGUUCUGGAUAGAGCGUCAUCCGGCGACCACAUUAUCGUCGCGCACCAUAAUCAGUUUUACAGCGUGCCAGUGAGAGCAUCGGACCGAGGCCGGAUCACGGAAAUCGAAUUGGUCCAGCAGUUGCUGAGAAUCAUGGAGACCAAAGCCGAUCCCAGGACUCCACCGGUCGGAAUUCUCACGACUGCGAAGCGACCAGCCUGGGCGAAGGCGCGGGAGGAGCUGAUAAAAAACGAACGCAAUCGUCACAAUCUGGAGCUGUUGGAGCGCUGCCUCUGCGUCGUUUGCAUCGACGACGACGUGCUGCCGGCCACAUUUAACAAUCCCAUGAAGAAGGAGGACCGAUGGAUCGGCGACCGAGAUUACGCGAACGUGCUUCAUCACGCUCUUCACGGCGGAGGGUCCCGGCACUUGGGCGCGAAUCGCUGGUUCGACAAGACUUUCCACGCUAUCCUCGGCAAGGACGGAAUGUGGGGAUUGACGUACGAGCAUUCCGCCGGCGAGGCACCGGCCGUCUUCGCGGCUUUCGAAGAAAUAACGGAGAAGGUGGACUCCAUGUCGCCUCCGGACGAGAACUUGGUGCCAUCGCACCUGCCGGCACCCGAAAAGCUGGAGUGGUGCCUCACCGAGCAAAGUCUGAACGACAUCCGAGAGGCCAUGAUGAAUUUUGACGCGUUGGUCGAAGACUUGGAUCUCUGUAUUCUAUGGUUCGAAGAUUACUCGAAGGAGUUCAUCAAGUCCUGCAGAGUCAGCCCGGAUGCGUACAUACAAUUAGCGCUCCAACUUACAUAUUUCAGACUUCACGGGAGACUGGUGGCCACUUACGAGAGCGCGGGCAUCCGAAGGUUCGCGUUGGGUCGCGUCGACUGCAUCCGAGCAGCCAGUCCGGAGGCGCUCGCGUGGGCGAAGGCCAUGUGCCAGGGCGACCCCCACGGCCAGAUGAACCAGCCGAGCAACAACACCUUGGACGGGAGCCCCAAAAGAGUUCAGUUCACCAUUUACAGUGCGGAAAGGAUCAAGGAACUGUUCGACCUGGCGGUGCAGAGGCAAACGAAAGAGAUGAACGACAACAUACACGGCCAAGGUAUCGACAAUCAUCUGAUGGGGCUGCGUUACGCGGCGAAGGAAGCCGGUGAACCGAUCCCGGACAUCUUCACGGAUGAGGCUUACGCGAUCAUUAAUCACUUUGCCCUCUCGACGUCACAGGUGACCACGAAGAACGACGUGAUCAUCGGAUACGGGCCGGUGGUACCAGACGGUUACGGGUGCGCCUACAACGUGAGGAAGAACGGCUUCAUCUUCUCGGUCUCGGCCUUCCACAGCGACGGCAGGACCAACGCGAUGCAGUUCGCGCAAACGCUCGAGCAGAGUCUGCGGGACAUGGCGGCUAUGAUAAAGAAUUCGAAGAAGUGAUAGAUGCGCGCAGGUAGCGAUAGCUUCACAUGAAACGAAGAGCCGCAAGACGCGGCGCGGCUUUUCGCCGGUCCCGGCGGCGGGGACGCAGGGAUAAGAUAAAUAAAAAGGGCGAUCGCGAGCUUCUUCGCGCAUCGCACGAGGGUGGUUCGAAACGCGGUGGAUCGGAGACCCGCGAGACGCCACGAUCGAACGAUCAUCGAGGCCGCUCGCUCACGAUGCCUUUCGUAUUCCAGGAGUCGCAAGUGCAAAGCGUCCAUAUCAGAAACGGCAUUCCUUUCUUUCGCUCGUCAUCAUCGCAUGAUUUCUCGCGGUAAAUCAUUUGACUUUAACCAACUCCGUUCGAACGAAGUGGAGAGCACGACUUUCGAAGCACCCUUGCAUGAAGUAACCUUAUGAAAGUGUAACUGGUGUACAUUUAAGGAGCGCGAGAGAGAUUUAUCAAUUCGCUCCCGCGCAACUCGUUAUAGAUCAUUAUAGAUAUAUCGUUGGUUUGAUAUAAUUCCUAUGAAGUAUAUCCAUACAGCACAGAAAGCUUGCGCAUUGAGAAAAAGAAGUUAUUAACUUGACUAAAUCUUUCAACGCGAUUAAAUUUUUUCAGCUCAAUUGUUUUUAUGCGUUUAAUUUGAAUACGUAAAAUAUUUGAACUUUAGUUUAAGCAUUUGUAUAUUCAACUUAAAUACGUAAAUGUUUGAACUAAAGAAAUUCAAUCAAGGUGAAAAAUUUUGUCAAUUUUGUUAACAUUAAAAAUUUUUUUUUCUCAGUACAAAUAUUGUUACAUUAUUACUGCAACGUCGCAGCAAUGUUGCUGCAAGCUCCGUGCUGUGUGGGAUACAGAAGAGGAAAAGAGAAAAAAAUUAUUGAAGAGAGGAGAAGCGUCGCGAAAGCGCGCGAGCUUGUAAUUCUUAAGGUGUCCUUCGUUAUAUGGGCUGAUAGUAGAAGCGAAUCUCUUGUUGUCUGUUUUCUAGAAGAGUACGUACAAAGCGCACACGCACACAACACAUACAUGCGACACACACACACACACACACACACAACAUUCGCGUGCGCGCGCGUUUACAUAAUCUCGUUCGCGAUGAUACAGCGAAUUAAAAAUCCUUCAGCGGUAGCCGCCGUAUAGUAGGCGUCGUAUGUUAUAGAUCGAUCGGUCGUUUUAAAACUCUAGUCUGCUCCAAGAGAGAGAAGAAUUAGGUUUCUUCGAGCGUUACGCCCGGGCGCUGGAAAAAUCGCUGAGACGAGAAAAAUAACUCGUCGUCGAGAAAACAGCUUGUUACGCGAACACAAAGCGAUUCUUGAAUUUCCGCAAGAAAGGAAGCUAACAUAUUUCUUCUCCGAUCUCGAAAAAAAGUUCCAAGCCUUUCCGAGCUGUUCAAUUCGCUGCUUUCGGAAACGACCAACUUGCUUUCUUCUUCUUCUUCUUCUUCUUUUCAGUCCCAGUUUUUUGCUAUCAAGUGUCGUUACAGUCGCGGCUUUCCAGCGCGCGGGACUCGCUCAGAACCGCAGAAACACUCCAAAUGUGGCCAAUCGUACGUAUGUUGGCGCCCGCACAGUAAACUCUUGUCCAAUUCUUAGGUAGGUCGGCGGAUCGCAUCGCUCGUCUCGUCAAGAGUCCGAUCGAUCGUCGACGGUAUAGCUCUAUCCGUCUAUCGCGCUAUUCUUCUACUCCCUACGAUUUACCGUAGCUGACCACCCCAUACCGUACCAGGGUUUGCGACCGAUAAGACUAUAACUAUACAUACGUUUGAUUCGACAAAAUUGUAUGUAUAAUUAACGUCAUAAUUAUACAUGUGUCAUUAAUACGUAACAAAGUUUAUGCAGUUUCUCUCGGAGGAUCGUUGAAUGUUCCUUCAAUCGCAAUCCUCCGUUCUCCUCGGCCAAUCUGGAGAACGAUUUUUCUUCGGCGAAAAUAUGUUGGAAAUUAACGCUUUUUCAUAGGCAUUAUUCCAAUAAGGCUAUAAUUAAUAUCAAUAUGAUUUUGUCUUUUUUUUAUUCUGCAAUUUAAAUUUCCAGGAACCAAAAAUUAAUCAAUUGAAAAAAAUUAUAAUCCACAUAUAGCACAGAAUAGCAAAAACACGGAAUGCAAAAUAUUGAUACGUAAUGUUGCAACAACGUUAAUAUAAUAUUAUAUAUGUUGCUGAAACAUUGCAGCAAUAUUUUGCAAUGCUUUCUUUACGCUGUGGUAUAUAGAGAAAGUCUUAAUAUUCUCACGGAAGAAAAAUCGAUUCUAAAUCGACCGGAAAUUCGAAAAAAGACAUGCAAUCAUUUUGGGAUAAUCUUUAUAUAAUGAACAUAAUGACAGCUGGUGUAGUGUAUGUAACGACAUGGUUCUGUUGAUAUUGGAUUUCAAUGCCUCAAAUCGCGAAGGGGAUCUCGUCGAAAUGAUAUCGGUCCCAAAUCUUGGUACGUACUGCCCUCGCAAAUGGGGGAAACAAAUUUCUUCAACUCUACACAAUUUAGAUAAAUAUAUCGCUCGACGCGACUCUCAUGCAUUGUUACUAGGUCGUGCUCGUACUAGUAUUAUUUACAUAUUCUUGUUCAUUUAAAUGGGAUCAAAAGGCAUAGACCGCCAAAUAUAUCAAAGACUUUUAUAUCUUAAGAUAUUCCACUUUCACAAUAAUUUUCAACUUGUUUAAAAAGUCUACUUUUCUACGUCAAGUUACUUAUAGCUCUUGAAUAAUUAGCGAUUAAAGAUGAAAGAUACUUCGGACAAAGUUACUUUCAACGAGAAAAAGUAAAUAACAAGAUCAGUUUAAUUUUAAAUGAACUUAGCUUUAACAGAUGUUUAAGUUGACGGUGUUUUACAGUUGAAAAUAGGUAAUGUUAAAAGUUUAUAGAUUGCAGAGUAACGCUUUUUCUCGUUAGAAGAAUUAAUUUUAAAUUGGAUGAAGAAAGUAUUUAAGAAAGUAAUCAUUAAGAAAAAGUAUUUCAAUUAAUUGUAUUAAUAAUUAAUGAAAUAUCAGUAAUCAAUUUAUUGAAACACUUUUUCUUAAAGGAACAACGGCGUGGGAACUAGCCUCUCUACAAAAAUCUAUCGCAUAUCUGUCUAUACAUAUCGAAUGUUAUACAUAUCAAAUUUUAUACGCAUAAUUCUCUUAUACUGAGAUUCCUUCAUAAUGAUCCCACUUUUUUGAACAAUAAUAUAACUGGUUUGUUAGAACAGCGGCGAAUCUUCGUAUUUCUUCGAUUCCGCGAUUUAGAUAAUUUAGGCGAUCUAUCGCGCUCUCGUAUUGAGGUAUUGCUGUUACUGCAUCAUGUGCUUGUUUGUUGUAGUCGUAAUAGCAAUUGAUCGGGAGGAAUCGCCUCUACAAGAUAAAGUCGCGACUAUAAGAUAAUGUUUUAAGGCGCCGACGUUUAGUUAGUUUCUCGACAGUUCCUGCAGUUAAUUAAGAUGCGAUACAAUUACAAUGAAUUGAUAGAGAAAAUGAGGGAAAAUGGAUACCACGGAAGAGGCUUUGGAUAAAUUUUUCUUAACUGUCUUUAUGGAAAAAAUAAUGCAUUAUUUUGCACAAAAAAAGACAAAUUCAAAGAUGUCAAUUUUCCAGCGAUUUCUUGCGUGACUAAAAGUAAAAAAAAAAAAUUAUCUUAUUGCGACUCCGCUAUGCACCGAAUCUCCCUCAUCUUCUUACUGUUCUUAUUACAAGAGAACAUUGUUAAUGUUAAAAGCGAUGGAUUUUUAUUCACGCUAUUCAUAUUUUAUAAAGUCGUGCCAGAUUCGCGUUUUCGCGUCACUGCAUUAUUUACGUUAAGUUAAAGAAAGUUGGAUCAAUGGAUCUUUAAUUAAAAAUUAUUCUAGUUUUCGUAUUCCUAGAUUUAGCCCCGAAAGAACCGCACGUCGUUCUGGUUCUUCCUCGUUGUUCGCUCCCUUCUCUGAGCUUUAUCUACGUUAUCAUUACAUGCAAUUGAUUCAUUGUUACGUUAGCCACGUUCGAAUUUUACGGGAGUUAAAAGUUAAACAUAUCAGGGAAAAGUUAAUCGCGGAAAGUACGAGAGAGCACGGUGUCUCCUCGUUGUUGUUGGAGAGAGGAACGGAAGAAAAGAUAUAUUACAUAUAUAUUAUAACAUAACGCGCGCGAUACUCGAGAAUACGCUCGGUGGCGGAGAGCAUCGCAGAGUAUUACAGAGUUUAUUAUAUUGUAUCGAGAAGCACUUCCUUUUCCGACAAGGGAUAUAUUGCGCGUCCCUUCUCUACACUGGAAACAAGAUUUUAGUAAUGGCUAUCAAAUGUUGAGUGAAACAAUGGGAAUUAAAUAUUUGAUUAAUACAACCGAAAAUAAUUUUACUUUUCUAAAUGUUUGUAAAUAUUACUAAAUUCAAUUAUAUUUACGUUUGAUUAUCUUUGAACUUAAUUAUAUUUACUAAAUAUAUUCCGAAAAGUCAAGUUACUUUUUAUUACAUCAACCAAAUAUUCAAUUGGCAUUAUUUCACUCAAUAUUUGAUAGUUAUUACCGAACUCUUUUUUUUUAAUGUACAAUCGAAAGGAGACAAAGAGAAGGAAGAAGUUUCAAAACCUUCCGCCGCCGAGGGUGAAGAUACACACGUGUUCUCGCGUAUGCAGGGUACAGUCAAAAUGUACGAUCGUUAAAGGCGUUUUUCUCGGGUCCACGCGAAUGCUGGAUGGUUUUUGGGCUUUUAAUAAUUGCAGAGUUUAUUAAAUUGUAUAUUUUCGACGGUGACUCGCAUUGCCCGUCGUCCGUUAAAACAGUAUCCUGCACACGACGUACGUGCGUGCCCGGUGUUCUAUAUUAGAUUCUAAGAGAGCAGCACAGAAAUAGCGCUAUUAUUAUCGUAGUUUAAAGUCAGGAAAGUACUAGAGAUACUUUAGUUAUACAUAUCGCGAAGCCAAUUGUGAUCGCACUUUUGCGGCCAAGAAUAUCAUACGCAUAUCAGGCGAAAGCCAACGUAGCGACGAUCUUAUUCCAGGAUAGUACACAUGUCCUGAUAAAUCGUUAGGAGAGCACUUACGAAUGUAAUUACGAUAUAACUUGAGAGAGUUCUAAGUAGCAGAUAGAAAUAUAUGGGCGCGUUAAAUUAUUCGUUGUUUCCGGGGUGUUUCGCAUCGCGUGAAUCGCGACUGACUCUAAUUUAACUUUCUUCAAUAAUUAUAAAUAAUUAUUGAUUGGCGAAACAUCAAAUAGUUUCCACGUAAAUUGAUAAUUAAGCAUUGAUUCUCUUGAUGGGGACGAGAUUAAAUAUCGAUUUGUGACAAACUUGUUGAUUUAAAUAUAUUUUAAAUAUGAAAAUCAUGUAUUUAAUGUUGAAUAUACGGAGAUGUGAUGCAGAUGUGAAGGAUAUAUCUCUAGAGUAAGCAGAUGACCAAAGCAAUAAAGAUAUACAUAUAAUGAACAGAAAAUGGCACGUGUUGGGAACUGCAUUUAGAUCGGCGAUAAUCUGGAUUAGUGUUUAAGGAUCAAUUCUCCUGUAGCUCCGAAGAGCUAUGAGUACAAUCGGUGUCUAGUUUGUGAAUUAGGAAAGUAUUGAUUCCACAAAAAUCGUGUUACUAGAAUUUUGAAUUAUACAGAUUGUUAAUGUUAGCGUUGCAGAGUGAUAAAAAGAAAAAGCAUAACAAGAAUGAAAGUAUAAAUAUAUAAAUGUAGCGAAGUCAUGUGAAAAUAGUGCUGUAGUGUUAAUAGAUGUAGGACUAAUCUCGUGACAAUUGAACAAAAUAAAUUCGUAGCGAAAUUGGGUUCUUAAAUCUUGUCUCUACGAGAUGCCAGAAAUCGUUCUGAGAUCGGGGACAGAGAGAGAAUGAAGCAGUCGCAUUAGUUGAUCGAAUUGUUCAAAUGCGAUUGGUCAAUUCUGUCUCUGUCCGAAAUCUCGGACCAUUUUUAGCAUCGUGGACACAAAGACUUUAGACAUCAAGAGAAACAAUACUUUUCUUUUUAACGUCGCGAUUCAUGCAUACGAUUUGUAAUCGUUAUAAACGAAGAUAGCUUUCAUCGUUGUUAAAAUGUUUAUUGAAAACUUCGUGGAUAUAUAUAUAUUGUAUAUUAUUAAGCUUUCAGUUCUACGGACAGUGCUUGAAUCUCGCAAGCCUAGUAUAGAUGCGAAGUAUAGAUGCUACUUGAAACGAGAGAAUUAUCAGGGCACACAUAAAAAUAAUAAUAAUGUUAUACUUUAGUAUCUGACUAGUCGAAUAUACGACAGCCCAGUUCACUUUAUCUUCACCUUCAGUUCCCCAUGUAGUAGAAAUUAUUCCGGCUCUUGGUAAUAAUAAAUUCACAAUCCUCCUUUCAAUUCUUUAUACAAUAUAAAUAUUAAUAUUAAUGUUAAUUCUGCUAUCUCAUUUCACAUAUUUAUGUAUAUAAAAUUUAUAUUUUCUUUUGUCUUCGAUUCCUCUCAUAUAAUAAAUCUAGACAAAAAAAAAUUAAAUUUCUGUCGUAAAAACUAAAUAAUAAUAAUAAUAAAAGUAAUAAUAAUAAUAAUAAAGAAAAAAUAUAUAUAAUAAAAACGUGGUCCGAUAGACCAUAAACUGGAAAGUCAAGACAAACUAUAAGUUCUAAUUAUAUAUUUAAUGCCACGUGUAAAAUAAUUCAUAUAUAACUCAAUAGCCUAUAGUUUAUAUAACAAAGACUCUGACGCAAAUAUGUUUGACACUUAACAUGUAUUAUAUAAUUUGAAGUCUAAUGCUUUAAAAACAAUGUUUUCAUUGUUUGCACAGAGUUUACUUGGGUCAUGUAUAAUUAAUUUUAAUCCUUAUACGAGCAACUUGGUUCUUCAUUUAAUUUGAAAGAUUGUCUUCAUUUUCGUAAAUAAAAGAUUAUUCGAUUUUCUUUUGCUCAUGUUUACUAUCUCUAGCAGAUCUGUUUAAAUUAUUUUUCUCUUAAAUGCAUAUUCAAUCGAAAUUUCAUCUUUCUAAAGAGAUAAAGCGAUUGCUCGGAUAAGAAUUAAAAAUCGUGGCAUAAGUUAAAUAUACCUUCGUGCGUAAAACGUUCGAUAGAUAAACGAAUAAAAUACACUCGGCUUACCGUUCGCGCGGAAAGCAUACACAGCAUACCUCCGCUAAGUAACUGACCCAUGUCAAAGUAUGUUGUAUCACAUGUGUACGUUUCCUCGUGCAGAAAUAAAACUCCAUCGGAAUA
This is a messenger RNA of Solenopsis invicta (red fire ant), 9319 nucleotides long. RefSeq names its product vesicular acetylcholine transporter (gene VAChT). The coding region runs from base 519 to 2240 and encodes 573 amino acids. Gene Ontology annotation, molecular function: acetylcholine transmembrane transporter activity; choline O-acetyltransferase activity; xenobiotic transmembrane transporter activity. Lineage: Eukaryota; Metazoa; Arthropoda; Insecta; Hymenoptera; Formicidae. Gene Ontology annotation, biological process: xenobiotic transport; acetylcholine biosynthetic process; neuromuscular synaptic transmission. The record is from RefSeq and is a predicted model, not a curated record. Gene Ontology annotation, cellular component: AP-2 adaptor complex; cytoplasm; neuron projection. The transcript is spliced from 13 exons.